Molecule: messenger RNA, 1277 nt
Organism: Pecten maximus
Lineage: Eukaryota; Metazoa; Mollusca; Bivalvia; Pectinida; Pectinidae
Product: sulfotransferase family cytosolic 1B member 1-like
Exons: 5
Coding region: 789-1148 (119 amino acids)
Biological process (GO): sulfation
Cellular component (GO): cytoplasm
Molecular function (GO): sulfotransferase activity
Source: RefSeq, a predicted model, not a curated record
UGACACUUCAUAUGUAAACCUAGCAAACCAUUAUUUAAAACAUGUUUUUGCAUUAUAUCAUUUUAGACGACUUACGUUUAUAUCUCAUCCAUUCAUGUAUGCAAUGGACUUAAAAUGAAGUACGGCGUUGCUGAAAUAAUACUAAUAUUUACUUAAUUUGAAGGAGAAAUAUUAUUAACGUAGAAUAUGACGAGAUAGUUCGUAGGAAUAUAUUGAAAUUAGCAUACCAUGUAUACUUUAUUGCCCUAUCCUUCAUGAAAUAUAACCAUAAACGUAACAAUGUGUACAUAAGUUAUAUUUGUUUAUAUUCAUCGAGCAACAGUGCCAUCUUUCAUUGCUUCUUUCUAAAGUUUUUUAAAAAGACCUACCCGAACGUGAUUUUCUAAAAUGGAAUGCAUUACCAAGACGAAUUAUUCUGGAAACGCCAUUACAUUCAAGAGAUACAGGGGACGGACAUUCCAUCCAGAUACACCUGGUAAUGUCGGAGAUCAUUUGGAUGACAUAUCCUCUCUGCCAAGUAGGCCAGAGGAUGUAUUGCUGUGCACAUUUGCAAAAUAUGGCACACACUGGGUUUUCAACAUGGCCAAAAUGAUACAAACCAAGAGCCUUCAAUACUCCGGCACGCUGGAUUAUUUGGAUAUUGGAGUAUUUAAUAAGAUGGCCUCUCCUAGGAUGUUCCAUACACAUAUGACCUAUCCAUUUAUACCUAAGGCGGCAGCGGAGGGCAAAAUGAAGUCAUAGGAUCUGGAGGGUCGUGGUUUACCCACACUAGGGAAUGGAACACUGCGAUGCUGACGAAUCCAGAUUUUAAAAUAUUGCGCCUCCGAUAUGAGAAUUUGAAAAAGGACAUAUAUCAGAAUAUUGUGCGAAUAGCGGAGUUUAUGGAAGUUGAACACGAGGUUUCAUUUUUGAAGAAGGUGGAAGAGGCCGUAUCAUUUGAACACUUGAAGAAUGAACAUGCAACAGCUCUCGGUGAACGUGAGUUAUGGAAGCAUAAAGGUGAUAAUGGAAGACUUCCAAUUUACAGGAAAGGUAUCAUCGGUGACUGGAAGAACAUGUUCACGGUGACACAGAAUGAACAGUUUGAUGCUGUCUAUAAAGAAAAGAUGACUGAUGUGGGUGUCAACAUCGAGUGUGAUUACGAGUGAUGUAUUUAUAACGGCGUUUAAAAUCUUAGAAGUAAACCUAUACAUACAUGUAUACUUAAACGGCUGAUGUGUCAUCCAUGUGCCUUUAUCUAAAAUCAAAGGGCCAAAGGCCCUGAAAAACGUCAGUGU